UUCGCUUGCAGAUCCCACAUGACUGCCAGUGCUCAUAAAAAGCAAGUUCUGAAGGAUGCAUCUCCCAUCUUCACUACCUUCACAAGACUGCGUCUUUCUCCCUUUUCUUCUCUAUUUUUCUGUUCUUCCUGCUCGACCAACUUGAAGUUCCCCAUCAUGCGUUUCCAAUUUACGCUUGCCAUCUUGAUUGCGUCGGUAUCCGCUCGCCCAAUUCUUGUCGACCGGGGCAUAUUUGACAAAACCUCCGUAAUCUCCUCUACGAAGCAUAUCAAUGCACCCGUAGAGACCGUCAUUGCAACCUUGCAUGACUUUCCGACCAUGAUCAACCUCAACCCACUGGUCACCUCCUCUGUCCAAGACCCAGCUAACCCAAACAAGUUCACUAUCACGGAUAAACUACCACUAUUUUUGGGUCUCAGCAUUCCCACGACCUAUGUUGCUACAUUCAAGACGGUGGAAAAUGGCAUGGACACAGACAACAGCGCCCAAGCCGGUGUCUCGCUUCACAACGAGUGGAGGGCUGUAGCAAACAAGAAUGGUGGUACCGAUUUAACGGAAACUGAUACCUUGACCACCAACUUCCUUCUGUCGGGUAUCGUGACCAAAGAGCUCACGGAAUCGCACAACAAGCUGAUGGAUACACUUGCAGCCAAGCUGGAGGCUAAAAAGGCAUAA
Messenger RNA from Mycena indigotica, 675 nucleotides. RefSeq lists its product as uncharacterized. The coding region runs from base 19 to 675 and encodes 218 amino acids. The transcript has 3 exons. Lineage: Eukaryota; Fungi; Basidiomycota; Agaricomycetes; Agaricales; Mycenaceae. The record is from RefSeq and is a predicted model, not a curated record.